Molecule: messenger RNA, 2888 nt
Organism: Venturia canescens
Lineage: Eukaryota; Metazoa; Arthropoda; Insecta; Hymenoptera; Ichneumonidae
Gene: wcy
Product: WW domain-containing adapter protein with coiled-coil wacky
Exons: 12
Coding region: 187-2058 (623 amino acids)
Biological process (GO): regulation of autophagy; positive regulation of TORC1 signaling
Cellular component (GO): nucleus
Molecular function (GO): chromatin binding; RNA polymerase II complex binding
Source: RefSeq, a predicted model, not a curated record
GCAGUCGCGAAUUCAUACGUCCGUAACACGUCCGAGCAGACCGCCAGGGGCCGAUCACGUAUGUGACAUGGCGUCCGGGUAGUAAGAAAGUUGACUGUUAAAUAAGCGUUAAUGUUGUUUUUAUGACAUUGACGAAGCUCAAAGGAAAUCUCGGAGGGCGCGAAUUUACCACAGACACCGGCAUUGAUGGUAAUGCAUGCGAGGAAACCACAAAGGAUCAGCGAUGGGUACUUCGAAAAGCAUCAGGCCCAUCCCUAUCAGAACGCGAAAUACAACAGUUCUAAGGGUGGCUAUUCCUCGGCAGCCGCGUCAGCGGACACUCGGUACGAGGGCCGGAUGCGAGAUUCGCCUAAUGGCAACUCCUACAGUCCGGCAGGAGGUUUGGGAAUGGGCAUGGGAGCGGAGAGAGAUAGCCCCCGCAAUUAUACAGCUAAACCACUGUACAAGAAGGAGAGAGAAAACAGAGACUACAAGUUAUCCUCCUCUAGGGACAAGUAUUCCGAUUGUGCACGAUCUCCAAAGGACAAGAGAAGCCGUGAGAGCAGGGAUUCAGAGCACAGGACCAAUCAUGAUAGGAGCGGGACAGAGCAGAUAUUGCAUCCCAUAAAAUUAUCAUCGAAUUCGUCGAGGGAUUCGUCUUCGCAGAGAAAACCAGCACACAAUUCCUGUCAGCAGGACAAGCGAGGCGAUGAGCGAGGCGGUGGUGGAGGCGGGGGCGGCGGUGCCAUGGAAAGGACAGCAAGGUUCGGCGACUGGUCGGAACACAUGAGCUCGUCGGGCAAGAAGUAUUACUACAACUGCAAGACCGAGGUCUCACAGUGGGAGAGACCACGCGAGUGGAUAGUUAGGGUGGACAGUAGACAACGUCAAUCAAACGACUAUUCCUCUUCCAGGUCAAGUCAUGAUAAACAUUCCAACUCGCGAUCGAAUAGCAGUAGCAAUGCUCGCGAAGGUGGCAAAUCGUCGCGUCAAACCUCGUCGGACAAGCGAGAGUAUUGGGGCUCGUGCAGCGGUAGCAGCGGUGGUAGUAGCAGGGAGGAGAUCUCAGCUCGUGAAAGAGAGCGGGAGAAAGAUCGUGUAGACAGGGAACGAGAGAGAGAAAGAGAAUCCUGCAGAGAAGAAAUUGGGGUCGAGCGUCAGGCACAGGACAUGGAUAUUUCACCGGGUGACUCGACCCCUACCUCUGAAACUCAAACGUCGAGUGCUCAUGAUCCACUGCCACAAGGACCCGUCCUCCUUGCUACGGCGUUACCUCGUCUCACAUCACAUCCACCAACGACACCGCAAACACCCGGAAAAUUGAGCUCUCCGACGCAACAACAACCCGUAAACAGUAGCGCUGGCCCAGGACCUCCGGUCUCUCUCGCCAGUUUACCCAGACUUAUAUCUCAAAUUACCGGUAGCAAAGAGCAAACCGAUAUAACGCCACAGAAGGCGCUUCAAACGAUACAAACGGCGAUUUAUCUAUCGCGACAACAGUCAAGUACUAGCAGUGAGCGAAACAGCAGCGGCAGUGGUGACAUUAUGGCUCCGCUCAAGGUCGACACGAGCGGUAACGCGACAAACGAGGGCCCACCAACUCCAACGCACUCAGAGACUCAGGAUUGCGUAGACGCCCGGAAACUAACAAGUCCAGUGGGAGGGAGUACUGGUGUCCAAGGUGUUAGUUCGUUGCAAGGAUUGAGUAGUUUGGGAUCGUUGGGUAGUCUUGGAAACGGGGGUGGUCUCCAGGCACUUUCGAGAGUUCAACCGCCUCUUACACCUUCCCUCACACCUUCCCUCGCCAAUCAUUAUCGUGAAGAUUUGACGCAACACGUGCGAGCUUUUCCUGCGGAUAUCCUGGAGAAGCAAGCUCAGAAGCUCAGCGAAGAGGCACACACAAUGGGCAGUUUACAGUGUACGCGAGUAUCCGCUGAACUCAAGACUGCACGGUCGAUCGUGAGGCUGACCGAAAUUCAAGCGACGCUACAGGAACAGAGGAUAUUAUUUCUCCGUCAGCAGAUACAAACGCUGGAGGAGCUGAAAUCCCAAAAUUCCUUCAUGUCAGAUGAUUCUUAGUGUAGGGACUUUAUAAAAUAAUAAUAAUAAUAAUAAUAAUAAUAAUUACGAAACCUAUAAUUAAUUCAUGCAGAAAACAAAAAAAAUAAGACAAACAGCAGCAGAAGCAGAAGCAGCAGCAACAACAACAUCAACAACAACAACAAAAACAAGAAACAAAAGAGAAAAUAAAACAUAAUUAAUAAUAUUCUCAUUAAUAUUGAAUAAUUAAGAUUGUACCUAAAUUAUAAUAUCAUUAUAGAAGUGAUACGAAUAGCGAAUGAUUGUUUGGGCUGCCCAGAGAGGUUGGGCUGCUUCGCUUGUCAGUCAACGAGUCUUAUUAUUAUUAAUUAUUAAUUAAUUAUUAUUAUUAUUGUAAUGGAAACAAAUUAGAAAAAAAGCACCUCUCUGGGAAGCGCACGAGGCCUAGACUCAAGGAAACAUAAGCAAACAAAGAUAAAUUCGCACAUCCGUCGUGGAACGUUGAGGAAAAAUGAAACGUGGAAGAGAAUAAAAGAAAACGAAUGAAAAAUCAUCAAGAAAAGCUAAAAAAUUAUAUAACGGGGAAAGAAAAGCUUUGAACGAUCAACGAUUCUCAGUAGUGUGCAAAGGUGAACAGCUGUGAACAUCUGAAUAUCUGAGAGAGAAAAAUUGUAUAUCUGAUUUGUCCACCAUCGUCUUGUAUUACCUAUGUUGUACGUGUCAAUGUUUCAUAUCCCCCUGCCCCUGGCCCCCAAGUUUAAGCGGCAUUUUAACUAGUUGAAGAUGAAAAAAACCAACACACACACACACACACACACACAGUUUUUGUUGUAAAUCUCGGAAUAAAAUACUUUCCACAAGCGGUAAAA